Messenger RNA from Lichtheimia ornata, 930 nucleotides. RefSeq lists its product as uncharacterized. The coding region runs from base 1 to 930 and encodes 309 amino acids. The record is from RefSeq and is a predicted model, not a curated record. NCBI's taxonomy places the organism in Eukaryota, Fungi, Mucoromycota, Mucoromycetes, Mucorales, Lichtheimiaceae. The transcript has a single exon.
AUGAUGGAAAGUUCCCUACGCUCCUCUCCACCACAUUCUACAUUGAAAAGGAAAGACGCUGACUCAUUACAAGAUGACAAUACCACUGCCACCAUCAAGAAUCCUUUCAUCUUUAGCACCUAUUUUCCACAUAGAAAACGAGAAACACUUCCCGAUUACGGCUUCUCAAAAGCUUCAAGCCUCUCAUAUCCCACGUUCUUGACACCUAGCUUCGCCAAUGAGCAGAAGAACGAAACGAAACCAACAUCUUUCAGCCGACGGCCAUCCAUUAACCAGCAAUUCGAAGAUGUGUUGGGUAGCCUGGAUCAAAUCAAAAAUAGCAUCAGCGCUCUUGAGACAUGUAUACUGCAAUUAGACGACAAGAGCAAUACUCUCAGUACUCGUAUGGAACAGCUAGACCAAAAGAACCAUGCUCUCAGUACUUGCAUGAAGGAACUCGACCUCAAGUAUAGUGACCUUGGUGCUUCCAUAGAGCAAUUGAAUCACAAGUGCGAUACUCUUGGUACCUAUAUGGAGGAAUUGAAUCGUAAAUGCAAUGCUCUUGGCACUUCCAUGGACCAAUUAAACGACAAGAUCAACGCUCCUAGUACUUGUAUACAGCAAGUAGACAACAAGACCCUAACGACGGAUGAUACUUUGAUGCAAGAAUUACGAAAGUUGCGAGAAACGAAUCAGAGCACAGGAAGCAUCAUUGCUCAGGAAACCGUACGUGUGAUUGAUAAAGCCAUGAAAGAUUGGAUUCAAAAGAUUUACAACCGCAUCGAUGUACGGGUAUCACAGUACGAGAUCUUGACACGAUGUAUGAUCCAACGACGACAACCACCAUGUCCACAGUGCUCAAGGAUACCCAACAAUGAACAUGAUCGUCUCCCUUAUAGCUACCGGCUCAUUACCAGAGGUAGCUUGAUACAACCGAAUACCGAAUUGUAA